Molecule: messenger RNA, 1109 nt
Organism: Ochotona curzoniae (black-lipped pika)
Lineage: Eukaryota; Metazoa; Chordata; Mammalia; Lagomorpha; Ochotonidae
Gene: HOXA6
Product: homeobox A6
Exons: 2
Coding region: 99-809 (236 amino acids)
Biological process (GO): regulation of transcription by RNA polymerase II; anterior/posterior pattern specification
Cellular component (GO): nucleus
Molecular function (GO): DNA-binding transcription factor activity, RNA polymerase II-specific; RNA polymerase II cis-regulatory region sequence-specific DNA binding
Source: RefSeq, a predicted model, not a curated record
UUCGGCCAUCCAGAAACAAACCAGUUCGAUGACUACUAAUAGUUAUAGCCAGAUGUACUAAUACACAACAAAUCACAGUCCUGCAGAGGGGCGCGCAAAUGAGUUCCUAUUUUGUGAAUCCCACUUUUCCCGGGAGCCUGCCCAGCGGCCAGGAGUCCUUCUUGGGCCAGCUGCCCCUCUACCCGGCCAGCUAUGACGCGCUGAGGCCCUUCCCGGCCUCGUAUGGGGCGUCUAGCCUUCCGGACAAGACAUACACCUCACCUUGUUUCUACCAACAGUCCAAUUCGGUCCUGGCCUGCAACCGGGCAUCCUACGAGUACGGGGCCUCGUGCUUCUAUUCUGAUAAGGACCUCGGUGGUGCCUCGCCCUCGGGCAGUGGCAAACAGAGGGGCCCUGGGGACUACCUGCACUUUUCUCCCGACCAGCAGUACAAACCCGACAGCAGCGGCGGCGGCGGCGUGCAGGGCAAGGCCCUCCACGACCCGGGCGCAGACCGGAAGUACUCGAGCCCCGUGUACCCCUGGAUGCAGCGGAUGAACUCCUGCGCGGGUGCGGUGUACGGGAGCCACGGGCGCAGAGGCCGCCAGACCUACACGCGCUACCAGACGCUGGAGCUGGAGAAGGAGUUCCACUUCAACCGCUACCUGACGCGCCGCCGCCGCAUCGAGAUCGCCAAUGCGCUCUGCCUCACCGAGCGCCAGAUCAAGAUCUGGUUCCAGAACCGGAGAAUGAAGUGGAAGAAAGAAAAUAAACUCAUCAAUUCCACACAGCCCAACGGGGAGGACUCGGAAGCCAAGGCGGGCGAGUAGAUGCCCAAGCUUGGACCAGGCCAGCGCUGCAACCUCUGUGGGUUUGCCCUUUCUUUGCCCUUGCCCGCCUGGUCCCCAACUUCCCUCCCUGCCUGCUCCCACCCGAGAGGUUUCGGCAGCUUUAAGGCAACCCGAGAUUCGCAAGCGUCUAAUCAUUUUACAAAUUUCAAAAAAAAAAAAAAAGAAAGAAAAGAUAAAAGAAAAAAAGAAAAGAAAGCAAAACACACAAACAAGCAAACAAACAAAAACCCCCACACAGCCAGUGUCAGCGCUGGAGCGAAGCGCAUCGAUGCACAAACC